This is a messenger RNA of Anguilla rostrata (American eel), 1680 nucleotides long. It is a transcript of the gene shmt2, whose product is annotated as serine hydroxymethyltransferase 2 (mitochondrial). The transcript is spliced from 12 exons. Bases 123 to 1634 code for a protein of 503 amino acids. The record is from RefSeq and is a predicted model, not a curated record. Gene Ontology annotation, biological process: tetrahydrofolate interconversion; regulation of oxidative phosphorylation; folic acid metabolic process. Lineage: Eukaryota; Metazoa; Chordata; Actinopteri; Anguilliformes; Anguillidae. Gene Ontology annotation, cellular component: mitochondrial matrix; BRISC complex; mitochondrial inner membrane. Gene Ontology annotation, molecular function: cobalt ion binding; glycine hydroxymethyltransferase activity; zinc ion binding.
GUUGGGCAAGGAAAUUGUACGCAUGCGCUAAUCCGGAUGUACAUAGAGGUUUUCCUCGUUGAGAAGAUUGAGAAACAGCGUGGGACUCCUCUGUAACCAGCCGUCUCGGAACACCAGAAGAAAUGCUGUCAUUGACAUUAAGACAACUUGCACGUCCCCUGUGCCGCCGCGCCCCGGCCCCCGCCUGUUUGGGGGCGCGGGCGCAGCACUCCCAGCCUGCCUCGCGGGCGGCGGACUUCGAGAAGCCGUGGACGGGGCAGGACAGCCUGGCGACCGACGACCCCGAGAUGUGGGACCUCCUGCUGAGGGAGAAGGACAGGCAGUGCAGGGGCCUGGAGCUCAUCGCCUCUGAGAAUUUCUGCAGUCGUGCUGCACUGGAGGCCCAGGGCUCCUGUCUCAACAACAAAUACUCAGAAGGCUACCCUGGGAAGAGGUACUACGGCGGAGCUGAGAUUGUGGACCAGAUCGAGCUCCUGUGCCAGAAGAGGGCGCUGGAGGCCUUCGACCUGGACCCCGCCCAGUGGGGGGUGAACGUGCAGCCCUACUCCGGGUCUCCCGCCAACUUCGCCGCCUACACGGCCGUCCUCAACCCGCACGACCGCAUCAUGGGCCUGGACCUGCCCGACGGGGGACACCUUACCCACGGCUACAUGACCGACGCUAAGCGCAUCUCCGCCACCUCCAUCUUCUUCGAGUCCAUGCCCUACAAGCUGAACACUCAGACGGGUCUUAUUGACUACGAGCGCAUGGAGAUGACGGCUCGGCUGUUCCGCCCCAGGCUGAUCAUCGCGGGCACCAGCGCGUACGCCCGCCUCAUCGACUACGCCCGCAUCAAGAAGCUGUGUACGGACCUGAAUGCCUACCUGUUAGCGGACAUGGCUCACAUCAGUGGGCUGGUGGCUGCCAAAGCGAUCCCGUCGCCCUUCGAUCAUUCGGACCUGGUCACCUCCACCACCCACAAGUCUCUCCGGGGCUCCAGGGCCGGACUCAUAUUCUACCGUAAGGGGGUGCGGUCCGUGGAUAAGAAGGGGCGCGAGGUGCUGUACGACCUGGAGGACAAGGUCAACUUCUCCGUGUUCCCGUCCCUGCAGGGCGGGCCCCACAACCACGCCAUCGCCGGGGUGGCCGUCGCUCUCCGACAGGCCUCGACGCCGAUGUUCCGGGAGUACAUCGCCCAAGUGCUGCGGAACGCCAAAGCCAUGGCCGACGCCCUGCUGAAGAGGGGGUACACCCUGGUGUCAGGUGGGACGGAUAACCACCUGGUUCUGGUGGACCUGCGGCCGCAGGGCAUGGACGGGGCGAGGGCCGAGCGGGUUCUGGAGCUGGUGUCCGUCACGGCCAACAAGAACACCUGCCCUGGGGACAAGAGUGCCCUCACACCUGGAGGCCUCCGGCUCGGAACUCCAGCGCUGACCUCCAGGCAGUUCAAGGAGGCCGACUUUGAGAAGGUGGUGGAGUUCAUGGAUGAAGGCAUCAAGAUCGCCCUGGAUGUGAAGAAGAAGACUGGCAAGCUUCAGGACUUUAAGAACUUCCUGCUGCAGGACCCGGAGACGGUGGGCCGGCUGGCGGACCUGAGGCAGCGGGUGGAGGCGUUUGCCCGACCUUUCCCCAUGCCCGGCUUCCACGACCACUGACCCCGCGGAGAACAGGGCGGGGCGUCGCCGGGGGAGGGGCGUCGCC